Molecule: messenger RNA, 635 nt
Organism: Anthonomus grandis grandis
Lineage: Eukaryota; Metazoa; Arthropoda; Insecta; Coleoptera; Curculionidae
Product: cilia- and flagella-associated protein 97-like
Exons: 2
Coding region: 69-521 (150 amino acids)
Source: RefSeq, a predicted model, not a curated record
UGAUAUGUCCAAAUUAAUUACAAAUAUUUUUGACAUUUCGUUUGUUUCUUUUUAUUUUUUACAUUAACAUGAGUACGGAAAACUUAAAUAACUGCAAGACGUGCGAAAUUAUUAAGAACGGAAGCAUUGGAGACAACUCGUCGAACUACUCGAGCGAUUAUGAAGAUUCUUCUGCCAAAACUGAUUCUUUGGAUAAGGAUCUUAAUCUGGAGUCGUUAAAAUUAGAUUUUAGCGAAGGCAAGUCUUUAAAAAGUGAGAAUAAUUCUAGAAGGAUCCCGGUGGUUCGAAACAAAACUUUUUCUUCGGAGAAAAUUAGAGAAAUCGAACGGGGAAACGCGAUGCUUGUCGAUAAAAUAUUGUAUCAUACCAGAAGACCGAAUCAAUAUGUUCAAACCAAAGCUGCGGCCCCUAAGGUGACCAGCUCAGAAAUAAAUAGGAGAAGGCGGCAAGAUAAGAUAAAUAGAGAAAAUCAGAUUUUACUGAAGAAAAUUCAAACGGUUAAGCCAGCAGUUCGAUAUUAAAACUGACGAAAGUUGAGACAGAUACUUCAACACACAUAGGCAAUUUAUAUUUACAUAAGUAUACAUAAAUUAGAGGAAACAAUUCUGUGAAAUAUAAUAUUAUAUAUUAUUGUU